AUGAGUCCGCAUAAAUUCUUAGAUUGCACCAUAUCCAGUUUCUCUAAAAUAGGCAACUUCAAAGAAGGGGAAAACUGCGGCAAAUUUAGAUUUCAGCCCAAUUCAGAGUAUACAACCACCGGGUGCUUUCAAGUCACAUUGGAUGAGAAACUAGACGUACUACUUCCUGGAACCCAACUAAAAGUAGUGGUUGAAAUACCAACGACCAGUCUGGUGCCAUUCUCUGAAGACAUCAUCUGCAAAAAUAUGAGAAUGAUAAGAUGUUUUAGUUUAAAAGAAACCAUCAAGGAGAUGUACUACUACUUAAACAAUUCCACGGAGGUUAUAGAAAAAAUAAGGGAUAGAAAUUUCACUUGGAAAAAUGUCUAUAUUCGAAGAUUUUUGGGAGUCAUGGCAAGACAGAUGUCCCAUAUGGCAAGAAACAUUGCAGUAAGAUUGCUGAAUAGUGUCCGAUCAAAUUGGCACUACAUUUGCUUUAUCUACUGCUUUUGCAAUGCUGACCCAGGCAAUUCAACCUUUGGGCCGCUAUCAUAUAUAUUACCAGAGGGAACAAUCAUAGAUAUGUCUGCGGACCAUGGAGUAUUUAUGUAUAGCUCUGAACACAACAGUUAUCUGCUGUAUGGAACAAAAGUAGGAAAAGGUCUACACAAGAUUAGUAAAUCUGAACUCUUAAAAGGUAUGCUAGAAGGAUACAAGAUCAUCCAUCCAGCAAUAGAGGCAAAUAAACUGGUGGGAUUGAGAUUUCUUGAAUCGAACAGUUCCCAAUUAAACGAGGGGGAAGUAAGAAACGCAUACAUAGGGGGUGUGCUGUAUACUUUUGUCAAGGAUUCAUCAAUAACGUAUGGGAUGAGCGCCACAGUCAACCGCCAUCUUGAGGAAACAAUUAGAAGGAUUGAAAAGCAAGGGAAGAAAGUCAUAUUAGGGAAAAGAUGGCUCGACACAGAGGAGUUAGAUUAUGAUCACCUUUCACCCGAGAAGAAAAAGAAAAGAGGAAGAUGGAAGAAGAAAGCGUAA
Molecule: messenger RNA, 1014 nt
Organism: Chilo suppressalis (striped riceborer)
Lineage: Eukaryota; Metazoa; Arthropoda; Insecta; Lepidoptera; Crambidae
Source: the annotation of a GenBank genome assembly